AUGGAUCGAGAAUCCUCCCAUCCAGUUAUCGUAAUCGGUCGUAUGACCCGAAGCGGUGGAAACCCAGUGGUGAAUGGGUGGCGGGCGAUGCGGAGAGUUGCAGCGCAAUGGCCUGACCAGCCACAAUGCAGAGCGAGAGAGAGGCACAGAGAGGGAGAGAGUGUGUAUGGAAGAGAAGGAAAUACGGAACCAACCAGCGGGGGAAGAAGAGGAGAGGAUAUGACGAUGACGGCGCACCGACGUGAGGGGAUUAGCCCAAGGUUGACUGGAGGUCUUGUCCAGACCGUUCUUUUGCGAGUUGGAGAGUUAGAGAGGGAGAGAUGGCGAGUUGGGGGGAAGUUGCAAAGGCGGCUUUCUCUUCCGGCUUCACUGUAUCGGAUGUCACAGUUCAAGUCUCUCUCCACUGGCAAAGAUUGA
This is a messenger RNA of Aspergillus niger, 417 nucleotides long. RefSeq lists its product as hypothetical. Lineage: Eukaryota; Fungi; Ascomycota; Eurotiomycetes; Eurotiales; Aspergillaceae. The record is from RefSeq and is a predicted model, not a curated record. Bases 1 to 417 code for a protein of 138 amino acids. The transcript has 3 exons.